Messenger RNA from Dioscorea cayenensis subsp. rotundata (Guinea yam), 1209 nucleotides. RefSeq names its product probable 2-oxoglutarate-dependent dioxygenase At5g05600. NCBI's taxonomy places the organism in Eukaryota, Viridiplantae, Streptophyta, Magnoliopsida, Dioscoreales, Dioscoreaceae. Bases 36 to 1085 code for a protein of 349 amino acids. The record is from RefSeq and is a predicted model, not a curated record. The transcript has 3 exons.
AUCAAAAUUCCAAAAACUCCAACAAAGCUUGAAUCAUGGGUUUCCAAAUCGAUCCAACAUUCGUCCAAGCCGCCGAGCACCGCCCUAAAAGCACCAUCUCCGACGCCGGCAGCAUCCCUCUCAUCGACCUCUCCCCACUCCUCCAUCACCAGAUCCCCUCCGAUCCAUCCGAUCCCGCCAUCGCCGAUGAGAUCUCCAAUCUCAUCGCCCAGAUCGGUGAGGCUUGCAAAAAUUGGGGGUUUUUCCAGGUUGUGAAUCAUGGAGUGGAGUUGGAGUUGCUGGAGAGGGUUGAGGCGGUGGCGAGGGAGUUCUUCGCUUUGCCGGCGGAGGAGAAGAAGAAGGUGAAGAAGAGGGAGGUGAAUCCGAUGGGGUAUUACGAUGCGGAGCACACGAAGAAUGUUAGGGAUUGGAGGGAGGUCUUUGAUUUCACUGUCACUGAAUUGGAGACCACUUCGCUCCGGUUGGAGAAUCAGUGGCCGGAGAACCUGCCGGAGUUGAGGAAGGCUUGUGAGGAGUAUCUUGAAGAUGUAAAGAAGUUAGCUUACAAGUUAUUAGAGCUCAUUGCAAUGAGUUUGAAUUUGCCUGCAAAGCGUCUAAAUGAAUUUUUUGAAGACUCAAUUAGCUAUACACGGCUAAAUCAUUACAACCCUUGUCCCUCACCGGACCUCGUGCUCGGCCUUGGCCACCAUAAAGAUGGCGGAGCUCUCACCAUUCUCUUUCAAGAUGAAGUUGGUGGACUUGAUGUUAAGAGGAAAGUUGAUGGAGAGUGGGUUCGUGUCAAACCGGUUCAUGAUUCUUUUAUUGUUAAUAUCGGAGAUGUCAUGCAGGUAUGGAGCAAUGAUAAGUAUGAAAGUGUGGAACAUAGAGUGUCAGUAAACUCAGAGAAAGAGAGGCUCUCCAUUCCAUUCUUCUUCAACCCUGCAGCUGCUACAAAUGUGAAGCCAUUGGAGGAGCUGGUGAGUGAAGGCAACCCACCCAAGUAUCAUGAGUAUAACUGGGGAGAUUUUUAUAAAUCUCGAAGAAACUCUAAUUUCCAGAAGUUAGAAAAAGAGAACCUUCAGAUUCAUCAUUUCAAGAGGGUUUAGUAUUUUGUUUCUGUUUGCUUUUGAUCUUGUUUAAUGAAGCAGUGUGUGAUGCUGUGAUAUAAAUAAUUUGUACUUUAUGUAUUGAAUGAUUUGGUUAUGCUCAUGAACUAUCAUCAUUCCAGGC